UCUUGGGGCUGGCCUCAGCAUGGAGCUCCUCCCUGGUGCUGUCUAGUCCUUUUAUAGGUACUCUACAAGUACCAACUCCAUCUGCUGACUAGCGGAAAACAUCCCUACUGCUCUCACUGCCUCCAAGGAGGUCCUUGAGGCCAACAGCCUCUCUCUACUUUGUGGUAGUCACCUUAACAACCCCUCAUCCCCACCAACACCUUCAAAGCUCGAAGCUUCAGUAAGAUCUUCAUUGGCAAGGAUUUUGUGCCAUGUCUGCCUUUGCAGAGCGGGAGCCUGGAUUACCUGACCAAGAGCAAGAGGGUGGUGGGAUGGGGCAGGACGCUGGACAAAUUGUUUUGCAUGUGCUACCAAUCGAAGAGAAUGUUGAUGACAUCGAUGGAACCGCAGCAUUUCUGGUUUCACAGGCAGUAGCGAGAGCCAUUAUGGAAGAAGAGCGUAGGCAGGAAGAGAUAUGGCCUGAUAAUGAGGAAAUCUGGCCUUAUGUUGAUGACAUCUGGCCUGUUGACGAGGAAGCCUGGCCUGAUGUUGAAGAGGACUGGUAUGUAUGGAAUAGUGACCAAGAGAACGAAAGAGUUCAGGAGGAAGCUGAAGAAGACCAGGACUAUAAUAAUGAAGAAGAGGAGGAAGACAAUAACGAUGACGACUAUGAAUAUGAGAAGAAUGGAGAAGAUGAGGAUGAGACUCAGGGGAAGAAGAUCAUCCUGCAUGCUAUUGAGGGCAAAGGAAGCCAUGGAUGAAGAUAGGAUCAAUGAAUCAGUUCUUUGUGGAUUUGAGAUCAUCUAAUAUUCAUUAACACGUGGAAAGUUAUCAUCAGUGGUCCUGUUCUAUUAUUAUUCAUCCAAAUAUAUGCACUUAAAACUUCCAAAAUUGUUUAAAUAUUCUUUAAGUUAAAAAUAAAAAUAAUUU
Molecule: messenger RNA, 909 nt
Organism: Peromyscus leucopus (white-footed mouse)
Lineage: Eukaryota; Metazoa; Chordata; Mammalia; Rodentia; Cricetidae
Product: glutamic acid-rich protein-like
Exons: 2
Coding region: 252-740 (162 amino acids)
Source: RefSeq, a predicted model, not a curated record